AUGAGGAUGCGGGCCCCUUCGCCACCCCGGCAGCGGAUGCGGCCGAUGAAACUGCCAGGGAUGCGUGGGAUGCGGUGCCUCCUGCAGCGGCAGUGCCGCCCCCGCCGGCCGACUGGCUGGCGCCUUUGCCGCAGGGGUCACCCCCUCAACAGCCCCCUUUGCCCGCGGGGACGCCACCUCCGGAAGCGCACCCGCCGCUCCCUUAUCCCCCGGGGACACCGAGGGAGGAACCUGAAGAUGAUCCUGAGAAAGAGAACAGAGCGCCUCCACCCUCCCCGCCCUCGUCACCUGCGCACAACGAGAACUGCACGGCGGGGUCCAGCUCAGGCAGCACUGACGAAGACGUGGAGGUCGCAGACCUGGCACCAACGCGCGAUACCGCUGCACUCGAGUUUAUGUCUGAUUGGCUGGCCGCCUGCAGGAUGCCGCCUCCAGCCCCACCGUCGGCGCCUGCUGCUAGUGGUCCAGUGAUGGCACGGCGUGUACCGCUCCAUCCACUGGCUCCCUACAAGGAUGAUGGGGUUCCUACGCCUUGGCUUGGUAGAAGCCGUUACGAUCCGCUAGGGCUUUCAGAGCCCACCCCAGCCUGUCCCGCCUCCACGCCGCCUGGCCCUGCCCCAGCGCCUGCAGCGAACGCAUCUACAUCCAGUACCCCAGCCACAGUCCCUUCACGAUCCGUGCCGACUACAUCUCCUGCCGUUGACCCUACCUGGGCCCCUUCACGAACGGCGUCGAGAGCUACCCCAACCAUUGGCCGUCCCCAGGCGCCCUCUACAGUGAGGACUCCAAUUGGCUUUCCCCCUCCGCCUCAACGUGGCCGCUACCAUCUUCGUGGUCGCCCUGUGGUCAGGCCGAUGGGACCAACUAUCUUCAGCAGACUAGGACCCCAUCCAUCUUCCAUGCCUAUGGUGGAAGGGACCAAUCCCGUUCCGUAUCCGCACUCGUGGAGGCGAUCUGCAUGGCCGCCUUACUUUACCGUGAGGGGACCACGGCCAGGCACUUACUGGUCAUGGCGUGGCCCUCUUCAAUAGAGUAAUAAUCUUCUUCAGUAUCUGUUCUAUGAUCUAAUAAUUUUUCAGUUUUGUUUGUUAUGGCUCUCAAUAUGUGAACUAGAAUCUAAAAAACUUGCU
Molecule: messenger RNA, 1130 nt
Organism: Thrips palmi
Lineage: Eukaryota; Metazoa; Arthropoda; Insecta; Thysanoptera; Thripidae
Product: proline-rich receptor-like protein kinase PERK8
Exons: 3
Coding region: 396-1031 (211 amino acids)
Source: RefSeq, a predicted model, not a curated record